CCGGUGGGUCCUUGCAGCAAACUUGAAGCGGUUCAUCAGCUACGUGGAAAUGCUUCAUUAAAGAUGAAGCCCAUUCUACCGUGACAUGUCGGUCCUGAAAUACAACAAAUGCCCACAUCCUCUCAGUGGCAAUGGACAACUUCAAGAGAGAAAUGGAGACAACAACAGCUUUCAACAGCUUUACAAGCAAAGAGUAUGAACAGACUUCGGAAUAAAUAUAGCCCAUGACCUGAACCAUGAGUGAACCAGGCUGUGGUUACAGUACAGACAAUCUGCUUGUUUCUCAUCAGCUGUUGCGUUGACGGUGUAACGUCACUUCUUCCUGUAUUACUAUAUUGUGUUCAGCCCCGCUGUAUCUCGGUCAAAGUUACAAGGGGAAGGCUUUAAAAGAGGGGGGUCAUUUUGUCCAGCGUCACUAUUACCAGUAGUAUCGAAGUCCACUCCGAGGCGACCAUGAAGUCAAAUGAAAAGCAAACUCUUUUCUUUUUAGUGACUUUUUGUGUUUUAUUUCUGGGUCUCGGUGCAGACCCACAAGCACCUGAGGUCCACACAAAGCUCGGGAGCCUAAGAGGUGAGUAUGUGAGUGUAAAGGGGAAGGAGACUGGAGUCCAUGCUUUCCUGGGAGUGCCAUUUGCAAAGCCACCCGUUGGCGCUUCCCUGCGACUGGCCGCACCUCAGCCUGUAGAAGCAUGGGAGGGAGUAAGAAAAGCCACCCAACAACCGCCCAUGUGCGUUCAGUAUAGAAAACUUAUGGUGGAUCUGCUUGGUAAACUGGAGUUGUUGGUGGAUGACCUACCAGACAUUUCAGAAGACUGUCUCUACCUCAACAUCUACACGCCUGCAAAUAGAGCGCAUGAUGCCAAACUCCCAGUCAUGGUGUGGAUCCAUGGUGGGGGCUUCAUUUUGGGCUCAGCUUCUGUGUAUGAUGGCUCUGCCCUGGCUGCUUACCAGGAUGUGGUUGUGGUUCUGGUCCAGUAUCGCUUGGGACUUCUGGGUUUUCUCAGCACUGCAGAUGAACACAUGCCAGGGAACUUUGGCCUGUUGGACCAGGUAGAAGCUCUGAGGUGGGUCCAGCAGCACAUUCACAACUUUGGAGGAGACCCAGAUUUAGUUACCAUAUUUGGAGAGUCUGCUGGUGGAGUGAGCGUGUCCCUCUUGCUUCUCUCUCCAUUGUCCAAUGGCCUGUUCCACCAUGCCAUUGCAGAGAGUGGCACAGCUUCAAUGGACAUACUUAUAGAUGGAAAUCCUCUUCCGGCAACGCAGAUGGUCGCAAAUUCAUCUGACUGUAGCCUCGAGAGCACAAAGAGCAUUGCUGAUUGCAUGAAAAACCUUGAUAUUGAAACUAUAGUUGCAGUUGGGCAGGAUGAAAGAGCGAGAUUUCCCAUAACUGUUGAUGGACACUUCCUGAAAAAACCUGUGGCCGAGUUGUUCAGUAAACACGAACUCCUCACUGUACCAUUCAUGACUGGCGUCAAUAGUGAUGAAGGAGGGUGGCUACUUGCUAAUGCCUUUGGUCCUCCAAACUGGACAGAAGGAGUAGAUCGGGAACAUGUUACAAACAUGUUGUCAAUAUUCUACCCUGAUCCUAAAGAUGCCAUCAUGAGGAACAUUGUAGUAGACGAGUAUGUUGGAAAUGGUGACGAUCGUGUGAAAAAUAGAGAGGGGCUUACGGAGUUACUUGGAGAUCUGUUAUUUAACAUUCCAGCCGUUAAAGCGGCUAAUGCACACAGAGAUGCAGGUGCGGCUGUAUACCUGUACCACUAUAAGUAUCCUCCCAAAAUACUGCAGAAGAAAAGGCCCAGCUUUGUUGGGAGUGACCAUGCAGACGAAAUCUUGGCGGUGUUGGGAUUUUGCUUCACGACUACCCAUGUCAAAUUGCCUGAGCCAUGCCUUGAAGAAGAGGAACAGUUUAGCAGAGCCCUGAUGAGCUACUGGGGAAAUUUUGCUCGCAAAGGAUCUCCUAAUGGGAACGGACUAGUCCAUUGGCCAAAGUAUGGGGCAGAAGAGAAGUACCUGGAAAUCGAUUUAAAGGCGCAAGUUGUUGGUCAGGACCUGAGGAAGGAGAAGUUUGUCUUUCUGACUCAGACAGUCCCAGAGAAGACAAAACAGUUAAAGGAGGAUGUGGAUCACUCCGAGCUGUAGACCAGUCACACCCAUCACAAUUCAUUUACAGAAAGUCUAAAAAAAUGUGUUUUUUAGACACAUUAGAUAUAAGAUGUUAAACAAAAAAACAAUGAUGAUUUGCAUGACACUAAGUCUUUAUUAAUCACAGGUUUUCUGAAAUGGACAAUGGUUAAAAAUGCACCAAUUACAGUAUUUUGCAUACUUCAGGGGGAAAAUGGUAAAAAGAAAAUAAACUGACAAAAAAAAUGAGUUGAUGAUUUUCAUUUCAUCACAGGUUUUCUGAAAGUUAAUGUUUAAGAAUGAAAAUGGUUGAAUAUGCACCAGUUGGCACAUUAUCUUUCUGGUGAAGAAAACAUUGGAUAAAGUUCAAAAUUCCAGUUCUGCUUUGUUUUGUGUUUUUGACAUAAAAGAUUUGGGAUA
Molecule: messenger RNA, 2544 nt
Organism: Mugil cephalus (flathead mullet)
Lineage: Eukaryota; Metazoa; Chordata; Actinopteri; Mugiliformes; Mugilidae
Product: fatty acyl-CoA hydrolase precursor, medium chain-like
Exons: 13
Coding region: 454-2142 (562 amino acids)
Source: RefSeq, a predicted model, not a curated record